AUGGCGAAAGAAAAAUCCACCACGGACGCCAAAUUGUCCAAGGAAGAGCGCAAGGCCGCACGCAAGGCCGAGAAGCAAGCGCGAAAAGCCGAAUCUGCGGGCGUCAAAAAAGUCAAGUCCGACAAAAAGGAGAAGAAGGAAAAGCGCAAAGUGCUUGCGGAAAAGGCGCUGAACGAGCUUGAAGGCGAGAGCUCAAAGAAAUCCAAGAAGGCCAAGAAAGACGAGUCUAGUGAAGAUGACGAGCAGGAAGAAGACGGCGAAACUGGGGUCGCGAUCGAGAAGGACGAGACAGAGUCGGAUGAAGACGAGGUCAUGAAGGAAGACGAAGAGAGUGAACAGGAGGCAGAGAAGAAACUGAAACAGGACGACAAAACUGCUGCCAGGCCAGUUGGGGCCCUGGUGCCAUUUGCGAAUCCGUUGGCGGAUGAGAAGGUUGCGAAGAAGGUGUUCAAGAGCGUCAAAAAAGCCGCCGCUCAACGCACCCUCAAACGAGGUGUCAAAGAAGUCGUCAAGGCGUUGCGCAAAUCGCCUACCUCGAGCCCGGACUCUUUGCCUAUUGGCAUCGUCAUUCUUGCUGCGGACAUUUCUCCCAUGGAUGUCAUCAGCCACAUUCCUGUUCUGUGUGAGGACCACAAUAUCCCUUACAUCUACGUGACGAGUCGCGCGGAGCUGGGCAUUGCCAGCCAGACGAAACGGCCGACUAGUGUGGUCAUGGUCAGUCGUGACGUGGCCAAGAAGCAGGGCAAGGAUAAAGAAUCCAAGGACAAAAAGGGCAAGGAGGCCGAUGCUGACGGUGAAAGCUGGGAAGAGACGUAUAAGAAUCUGGUCAAGGUGGUAGUGAGAGAGGGCCGCCAUGUCAAGAUCUGA
Messenger RNA from Exophiala dermatitidis NIH/UT8656, 867 nucleotides. Its product is annotated as H/ACA ribonucleoprotein complex subunit 2. Gene Ontology annotation, biological process: ribosome biogenesis; rRNA pseudouridine synthesis; snRNA pseudouridine synthesis. Gene Ontology annotation, cellular component: box H/ACA snoRNP complex; nucleolus. The record is from RefSeq and is a predicted model, not a curated record. Bases 1 to 867 code for a protein of 288 amino acids. Lineage: Eukaryota; Fungi; Ascomycota; Eurotiomycetes; Chaetothyriales; Herpotrichiellaceae. Gene Ontology annotation, molecular function: box H/ACA snoRNA binding. The transcript is spliced from 2 exons.